AUGCAGUCUGCCUCGACCGUCCACAAACGUCCCACUUCCAUCGCCGAACCGCUGGAUCUAGAUGCGAUCAAACAGCAGGCCCUGGCUGCAGCCACUGCUGCCUUUGCUCGUGCGCAGGCUCAAAAUGCGGCAGACCGUAAUGCAAAACGCAGUGUCGAGCUGGCGAGAUCGAAGAGCAACGCCAGCCGCAAGUCUCUCACCUCCCAGGGCAGCCACUUUCCUCCUCGCGACUCGAGCUUCCGGUCUUUGCAGCGUCCGACGGCCGAGCAGACGAGAAGUGCUCAACGCCUGUCUCAAGCUUCAGCGGACUCUAUGGAACAGAACACAGAGCAAUUCCCGCCCUUCUAUCCUACUCCCAGCGUUCAUGGGUCGCUUUCCAUACCGCGAUAUCUAUCGACGCAGCCUUCGAUCACGUUCAGCGAAAAUGCUAGACCUAGUUCCCAACCGAAGUCCUUCAGGCAGAGUGCUUCAUCCUCAAUUACCUCGCAGCAGAUACGGAAGGCGCGUUCCAUGUACUACGCAAGCAGUGUUCAGACGGGAUCACCGAUUGCUCGGCCGCCGUCCAAGUAUCUUACAACACCACCUGUAGCAAGCAUCAGCCCGGUAUCAGAACCCUCGCCCAUACCUCUACCCUCUCGAACGAUUCGGCCGUCACCACUGGCAGGCCCGCGUAUGCCGGUCACAGUCGGACCUGACACUACGCUUGACAAAGUACGAGAUGAGUAUCUACAAGACUUUCAGCAGAAGGCGGUGAAGCACAAGCCGUCGAUGUUUCUAGCGCCCUUCAAGAAACGACAAGACAAAGGAAAUGAUAAGGGCAAGCGUGUCGCGUCGGAAGCGCAAUCGUUCUCUACGAAUUAUCAGCAAACACCCGACGAGUCGACGGUGGAUCUUGCUUUGAGCGACUUCGUGCCACCCCAGGGAAUCAAGGAAAAGAGAUCGUUUUCUGGCUCCCUCAAAAGCAAGAUCAAGAAGGUCUUUCGGCGCACGUCGGGCAAGUCGACCAUUCUUCCUGUUCAGCAGAUCGAUGCCAGCCGUGACUACUUCCAUACUGCGCACUACAGUCCACCCACUGCGAAAGAAGGACUCAGUAUUCCUCCGCCUAACGAAGAAACAUUGAAACGCAUUCGUGCUCGGACACCGUCACUUGAAGGCGCUUACCCCGCAUUUCUACGAUCUGGAUCCAGAAGCAACAGCACUGGAAGUGCACGGAGUAACCGGAGUCUUCACAGCGAAGCUAAUGCUGCGAACAUAUCAGCUUCUCGAGUUACAAGUUGGGGAACUACUACCACCAGCGACACGCUGACACAACGUGCCAUGAAGCGAAUGACCGUUAUCCAUGAGUCUAAAGAUAGCAUUGGGAGCGAGGCAGACCGUGCGGCAUCUACGGGUGCUUCGCGAAGGAAGUCUCUGCCUCUCCCACCUCUCGCUGCUUUCCGCGAUCCCAUGCCCAUGGAGAUCCUCACUGAAGAGUCACUUACGCCUGUCGAUCCCAAACGCGUCUUUUCUGCAUUGAUGAAAGAGAUAGGAUCGUCAAAAUCACAAAAGUCUUCAAGCCCCGCCAAACGAACACCAGGCGCAGAAAGCGAUGUUUUUGAGUCCAGUACUACCAAGCUGUUCUCUCAUACACGAGAGUUGCAUUCCAGUGGAAGUCGAAACCUUCGUAGCAGUAUCGAUCUAGAACAGCGACCACCAUCACGACGACCGGCCACGUCCCAAAGCACUCAGAGCAAGACCAGCACGAUCAGAUCUUUUGGACGGGCGAUCAGAUCCACCAUCCGCACAGUCACACCCAUCGGACAACACUCAUCACCUGAUCCAGGCCCUAUCAGUCGUGUGGAUGGCACGAAAGGAGUAAAUCGAAGAGAGGAAACGAUGCCUUCGGCAGGCAGCACGCCUGAGUCUGAUGAUACACAGACCGAUAGUGAUGGAGCUGAGCGCAAUUGUGCCGUUCAGAUGUUUACUCCAACGCCAUCGCAAAUCGAGAAGCGUGUAGAGAGAGCUAAAGACCGUUGGAAGACUCCUCUGGAUGGGGCAGAGCACGUCCAGUUCCCGCGUGAAACUGGCAGAACUUACGAUGUCGCAUCGUUUGUUCACCGGACUGAUGACUUCACGAAACCGGCUGUUCAAGAUGACAAAGAAGUUGCACCGGGCGCUCGUGGCAUGGCUGGUCAAUUCCCACGAAGACUGCCUGUUUCGCCUAGAGUAUCCGUAUCACCAGCUUCUCACACUGCCAUGACGCCAAUGUCUCCCAGCAUCUAUUCACGAAACACAGAUGGCGUCAGCAUCCUUCCUAAUGACAGUGUAAUGUCUUUCGGAGGGCCUGGUGAGGUUGAGCAAUCUCAGGAUGGCGGCUCAGCAGUCGUUUCAACUAGUCGGUCAAUAAGAAGCUACGUUGUGGGGACGCCUUCUCCCCAUCGUCGCGAACCUACUCGGACUAGUCGUGACUGGAGGGCUUGGUUGUCGCAUGAGAUCUCUGGUAUGGAGCUUACCAGUCAAGAAGAUUUAAGAAUUCAUGAUCGGUAUACCACUCCAUCAAAGAAAGUCAGACCAGAUUCGAGCCGUACAUCGCACACAGAACACGAAGACACGACGGUGGUUCUUAGGGGAUCGCUCGAUAUCUCCACGCCGCGACCGCGUGCCGAGGAUACAAAUGAUAACACUGGAGUGACUGUUACUCGCGCAGAAGAUCUCAAGCGUCGCGAUGACGAUGAUGCACGUGCUGCGACGUUAGAUGCGGAGAAUUCUUCGUCGCACACCAGCACACGCGACGGCAAUCAGACCCUACUUCGACAGAUUGGUGAUACUAAGAAGCUCAUCAAAUACUCUCAGCCCGAAUCAAGGUCUCUUUCGAACAGGCAGCAUCUACUGUCAACACCCGAAGGCCACGCAUCUAGAUCGCGUCCGGCUUUUGAAACGCCAGAAUUGCCUUCAAGAAAUGACCGGUUCUCGUUUCCUGAUACUGGUCGACGCUCCAGUAGUAACGUCCUUGGAUCGGCCACCGAGUCAAAUCUGCCAGGCAAACCCCAAUCCUCGCCCAAGUCCACACCUGAUCCCAAAGCUACCACCAAUACAUACGCCCCAGCCACGAACGAAACUACACAGCGCGUACCUAUCACUAACCUAAAGAGGAGCCCCGCACGCAAGGAGAAUGUCACUCCUCCGUCCCUCCGCAGUCACGAAAGCUCCGCCAUCUCCCCGCUAGGUCUAUCAACGCGACCAAACUCCCAGCAACUACUGUGUACGCCCCGCCGCAACUCACCCAGCACCAACGUUCAUACCCUUGAAACACCAUCGGCAAAGAAGAAUACCAGCUCAGCAGAAAUAGUAACGCCCCUCCGUCCCCGUAUCCGCGCAACAUUACGGCCCAUGUCCCCUGAGAAACUCGCUCGUAGACCGCGAAGCGCCUUCGACCUCCGCGGCUCCAACAACACCGGUCGCCCGACUGUCAUAGACAUGGACAACUACUCUCCACUUCCUGGCUCAGAGCUCCGUCGUCCAGCACUAACACUGAAAACUUCGACCAGCUCAUUGGCCAUGAGUAAGGAACCGUAUCCCGAGACCAGAGUUUCUGUUGGGAGAGGAAUCGAGAGUGUGCUUGGUGGUGAAAGCCCUGGGAACGGAGGCAGGGAUGGCAAUGUAACACCAGGUCAGCGAAUGGCCGACAAAUUCUUAAGGCAGAGGAAGAGUGAGAAUGCUUUGUCGCCGGGUGGAAGUGCGGGAAAGCAGAGUCUGAGGGGCGGCCUGGUGUUGGUUAGGGAGGAUACGCCUGCGUUUUUGUGA
Alternaria incomplexa is the source of this 3783-nucleotide messenger RNA. RefSeq lists its product as uncharacterized. NCBI's taxonomy places the organism in Eukaryota, Fungi, Ascomycota, Dothideomycetes, Pleosporales, Pleosporaceae. The coding region runs from base 1 to 3783 and encodes 1260 amino acids. The transcript has 2 exons. The record is from RefSeq and is a predicted model, not a curated record.